Molecule: messenger RNA, 2897 nt
Organism: Manis pentadactyla (Chinese pangolin)
Lineage: Eukaryota; Metazoa; Chordata; Mammalia; Pholidota; Manidae
Product: small nuclear ribonucleoprotein G-like
Exons: 1
Coding region: 1776-2036 (86 amino acids)
Biological process (GO): mRNA splicing, via spliceosome
Cellular component (GO): SMN-Sm protein complex; U12-type spliceosomal complex; U2-type prespliceosome
Molecular function (GO): RNA binding
Source: RefSeq, a predicted model, not a curated record
UUUCUAAACAAUUUUUUUUCUAUGCCUCUUAACAAAAUCAUGAGGAAAUAUGAUUAACAGACUUUUAAUGCCUGACUACCUGGAUCAGAAUGCCAGUUGUAUGACCUUAGGUAUGUUACUUGACCUCUCUUUGCCUUAUUUCCCAUCUCUAUAAUAUGGAGGUCAUAGUAACUGUCUCAUAGGAUGUUGUGAGGAUUAAUGAAUUGUAUAUAUAAAGUAGCACAAAGUAAACAUUUGCUUAAGAAAACUGUAAGAAAUGUUAGUAGGAAAAUCAUCUAUGUUUAUUGAAAAGUUUUCAAGAUUUGUUAUUUAUGAAAAAAUAACAAUAGGACACAUAGAAUAAGUUUCUCUUUUGAGUCUUAUAUAAUUCAUUAGGUCUUAUUCAGAAAUGUACCUGACUAUUCAAAAAAAUCAGUUGGAGGUAUUUAUGUUUUACCUACUGUAUGUUUUGAGUAAUUCAGUGCAGAAAACCAGUGCAUUUAUCAGAAUAUUGCAUUUUACUUUCUCCCUUUGUAUUCCCAAACCAUAGUCAUUUUCUGUUUGUGUGUAUGUUCAGGAUUUUUAUAAUGAGAGUUAUUUUCAUUUAUAGAGACAAGUAUUUUUGUUUCCUCUCAUUUUAAGGUUAAUUGACAUGACUCCUGUCAUCUUCAUGAUAAGAGAGGGGUAAUUUGUAUUAUUGGUCAUAUCUCCUUUGUAGGGUGGAAUUGGAGUUACAUUGUGGCUUUCCCAUUAGACUCCUAUCCUAUUCUGCCUCUUACUACCCCAAGUGGUUUUCAAAACAUAUAUAGUCCUAUGAAUCCUCCAGGGGAGGAAGAAAAUUCCCUUUCAACUGCUAGUCCCAGGGCCUAUGUAGUCUCUCUCCUGUCUUCAGCAAACUGGGCCAUAUGGAAGCCUGAACCACCUGAAAGAGAAUUGAGUGAGGCCCUGGUAUAUACCCCUAUUUUUUGGGCUCCACUCUGUCCUGCUUAUCACAUCUGGAAGAGUGAAGAAGAGUCAUGGAAGGAGGAGAACUUUGAUCCCCUCCGCACUUCCUUUGGAAAGUCUGCUCCAGCACACUGAACCCUGUAUACAGCCUUAGUUUUUUCUUCUUAAUCUGAGGGUGGAAUUAGUGGGAUGGGCAGCCUUGACUUUUCUCUUACAGUAAAGGUGAAGGAAAGGAAGCAUACAUGGCUUGUGAUUCUUACAGGCAUUCCAUUUAAUACCUUUAAGGUAAGCUUAAACCUCUUUCAAGCCUUUAAAGGGUUUAAAACGUAUGUGCAGUGAUAAUUUUACAUUUAAUUUGACUGCCACCAGAAAAUGCUCUUAAGUCAGAAAAUCUUUAAAACUAAAGAACUUUUCCUUGUAAGUUGAAUCUUCUUAAUUGACUUUUUUUUUUUCUUUCUCCCACUUAGGACAAUACUUGGUUAACAGGGAAUAAAAUCCUCUCCUCCCUUGUUCUAUCACCCAACUACUGUUUUCUCUGUUCCACUCUGACUACUUUUACACUGUUGCCAAACAUUUCAGGAGCCAUAAAUAUGUCAAAAGAGCCAUUAAAGAAGGAUUGGGGAUCUUUUUCUGUCAGUUAGCUUGAAUGGUGGCUGCACCAGAAGGAUAUGGUUGAUUUCAGCCCUCCCAGUCAGCCCACCAGCUGGGCCCCUGCCUUAUUUGUGGAGAAAAAUGUAAAAACAGGGCUUUUCGUUUUUUCACUAUUUUUCUACAUAGGUGAUACAUGCAUAUGAUUUAAAAAUUGAAAUAAAAUAAAAAGCAAUACUGAAUACACAUGUAUAUACAGCCAAAUGGGAUUUUAUUUCAGGGUAGCUCUAAGCUUGUUGCCAAGUAGGCACCAUGAGUACAGCUCACCGGAAAAUUGUAUGGACAGGAAGUUACUGAAAUUACAUGGUGACAGACAUGUCCAAGAGAUAUUGUGGGGAUUUUAUCCCUUUAUGGAUCUGGUGAUAGAUGAAUGUGUAGAAAUGGCAGCUAAUGGGCAACAGAACAAUACUGGAGUGGUAGCAAUAGGAAAAAAUAGUAUGUUAGAAGCCUUGGAACAAGGAUAAGUAAAGGUUGUAUUUAGCAGAGAAAUCAGUUGCUUACAUAUGUCCCCUUUCACUCUAAGGGCCAAUUUGACUAUGAUGUAAAACUCAAGUUUUAUAUAUUCUUCAUUUAAAAUUUCUUAGUUUUAUUAAAAAGAAAACCUUGAGAAGUACUGUGCCCCGCUCACCAUGCCUCCACCCCACUCUCAUUUUUACUAUCGUGUUAUUAUUUUCGUGUUUAUGUAAAUACAAGUAAAUGUAGACAUAUGUUCUUAUUUCUUCCCCUCUCCUAUAUAAAAGACAGCAUGUUCACUACCCUGCACCUUUUUUUUUUCCAGUUAACAAUAAUAUACCCUGGAGAUCUUUACGUGUCAGUAAACAGAACUCCUCAUUCUUUUUGUUUUUGUUUAUAGCUGUAUAGAAGUAUGUGCAUAUACCAAUGUUUAUUUAAUUGGCCCUUUUUAGAUAGAUAGACAUUCAGGUUGUUUUCCAAAUUUUUACUGUUAAAAACAAUGCUUAACGUUUUUAAGCAUUUAACAAUGCUACACACAGAUAGACAUACAGAAGCAUCUGUAAAAUACAUUCCCUGAUAAGAAAUUGCUGAAUCAAAGGAUAAAUGCAUUUAUGAUAAUGAUAAAUAUUGACAAAUUACCUUCUAUUGGGGUUUGUAUUACUUUGCAUUUCUACCAGCAAGUUACAAAUGUCAGAAAAGGCUUUUCUGAAUGGGUUCCUACUAUUUUACAUAUUUGCAGAAAAAAAGGAAAGAAACAAAAACAAGUGAGAGGUAUUGGAAACAAUGGGAUUCUAAUGCUUCAGUGAACAAAGCAUUAAACUUUGUGCUAUAUCUAACAUCUGUGUUUAAUUUUUUUUUUUAACAGCAUAGUU